Molecule: messenger RNA, 2349 nt
Organism: Oppiella nova
Lineage: Eukaryota; Metazoa; Arthropoda; Arachnida; Sarcoptiformes; Oppiidae
Source: the annotation of a GenBank genome assembly
AUGGAUAAUACCAUUGAUUUGUCCACACUUUCAACGCUCGACGACGUCCUCAAAGCCUAUCAAUACUUAUGUAAUGAGGAGAAGAGUGCAGAGAAAGAGAUCAAUGAGUUGUUGUCGGACGACAAGAGUUUGGAGACAUCGAUGGCUCGUCUGCGCAAAGAUAUGCCAAACAUGUCUUUGAUUGAAUCCGACGCCAAACAGUUGUCGUCACUGAUUGGCUUCACGUCAUCGCUGGCCGACAGCGUGUCCUUCAAAGUCCGUCGACUGGAUUGCGCCAAAACACGGGUCACUCAAUGUCUUCAGCGCAUUGAAGACAUCUUAGACCUCAAGUUCUGUACGGAUGGCAUCCAGAAGGCGCUGACCGGCGAGGACUACGAACAGGCGGCCGCACACAUCCACCGCUUCCUAUCCAUGGAUGAGUCCAUUCUGAGGAAGUCAGCCGAAGAGGAGGUGACCACGAGUUCGGCGAAGACCUCGUCAAUGGAUGAGGCCUUCGAUCGCUUACACGACGCCGAGAAUCGGCUCAAGAAUAUAGUGAUGAAGAGGUUUGACGAGGCGGUCAGCGACGACGACGUGGCCUCAGUCGAGCGCUUCUUCAAGAUAUUCCCACUUCUGAACCAACACUCGGAGGGUUUGAAGAAGUUUUCCAACUAUUUGUGCACAAAAGUCAACGAAAAGGCCAAAAACAAUACAAACCACUCGUCGACCGGACAUUCAGACAGAUUGACUCAACUCUACGAAUGCAUUGCCAAGACUGUGGACAUCCAUCAGCCGCUAAUCGAGACCUAUUACGGACCCGGAAAGUUGGGAACAGUCAUCGAAGUCCUUCAGAAAGAGUGCGAUCGUCUCAGCAAAAGGAUUAUCGAGGACUUCAACGCUAAGAAGAAUUUGCAACAAAUCGUGUCUUUAGUGACCAAAUCACUGAAACCGAGUUCUAGUUAUCAAACGGUCACUAAAGUAGAUCCAAGAGAUUUGGAUCAACUGUUGUCCGAAAUUAUUGUUCUCAACAAUAGAAGUGAAACUUAUUUGAGAUUUAUAUCGAAGCGAACGAAGAGUGACAUCGAAAUCGCUUUUCCAGAAAACAGUGAUCGAAGUGAAGACCGCAAUGAAAGGACUGAAAGACUGAAUCAAAUCGAUUCCAUUAUAAGAAACUGUGAAUUAAGUCAUUUGAUUCACGAAAUGAACGGAAUCUAUGUUCUCAUGGAAGAGUAUUUCAUCAGAGAAUCCACUCUUAAAGCGAUUCAAUUGGAUUGCGUCGAGACAUCCGGUGCUCUGACGUCCAGUAUGUUAGACGACGUCUUCUUUAUUAUCAAGAAGUGUAUCAAAAGAGCGCUUUCGAGUGGAAGUGUUGAUGUGGUCUGUGCUAUGAUUAACCAUUCGGUGUCUCUGUUGGAGACAUCCUUUUGCGAAGCAAUGAAUGAGAGGUUGCGUUACGGAUACCCGAGUACUGCCACCAUAUCAGGCGCUGCGGCAGCCCUUGACUUGAGUCAGGCAUACAAUGCACUCCAAGCGGGAAGAUAUCUACAGACGGCCAGUGACUUAGAGAAAGCAAAAACACUAUUCUUGAGUUCUCUGAACAAUUUGGACACCGCUUGUGAAUACGUUAAGAGUCUCAAGACAUCCAUCUCUGAAGACGUCAAGAAGGCAUCGGUUUUGCAGAAACAACAGAACGAGAAACUCGAGAGUUGUCUCUCAGAUCUGGUCGCUCUGAGUGGACGCUUCAAGUCGAUCACUACGUCCGGUUUGGGACAGUUGUGCUCGUCUGCCCUGAAGCCCAGGAUCAAGAUAUGGGUCGACGCCUUCAUCUCAAGUAAUCAUAUUCUCACUGAAGAAGAAUUAAGUAGUUAUGAGUCGACGGAUGGUUUGCGACCUUUUAUGCAAACUUUUGUCAUAAGUAUUGAUGCAAUGAUUAAGUCAUUUAAGGAGAGUCUGUCUCAAAACAAUAGCGACACUCUUCUCAGUCUAUUUUCUACUGAAUUGACUCAACGAUUGGGCGACGGAGUGCUUAAGUGUAGCUAUAAUAAGUUGGGAGGCUUUCAGUUUGACCGCGAGUUGAGGUCAAUCAUCAAUUACCUGACGAGUGCCACGACGUGGUCCAUACGCGACAAGUUCUCCAAAUUGAAGCACAUUUCCAUUAUUUUAAAUUUGGAUAAUAUUGACGAAAUCAACGAAUAUUUGAACCCCAGCUCCACUGCGGCCGGUAAUGUGGGCUCAAGUAUGUUAAGUCCGUGGAGAAUGACACCCAAUGAAGUGAAACAAGCGCUCAAAUUGAGACAAGACUUUAAUCCGCAGGAUAUUAAGAAACUAAAGCUUUGAUUAAUUUUUAGAUUAUAUUUUUACUAUUAUGGU